AUGAAUGAACCAUGCUAUGAAGAAGUCCAGGAUUUUUAUACAUCUGACCUCAAGAAACCUUUGCUUGAGAAGGAAGUGAAGGCCAUGGGCUGGAAAGUGAAGCAGCAGCUCUGGUGUUUCUAUUACUUGCCCACGUGUGUGUGUUUGCCUCUGUUUUGCCUGAUGGGCACUCUGCUGGGACAUCCUCAGUGUCUGUAUUAUGGGCUGCCUUUCCAGCCCCCUUUGCCCUUGGAGUUCUUCUAUGAAAACUUUGGCUGCUGUGACCAGGAGAGAGACAACAGCAUUGCAGCAAAAUACUGGGACAUCAUAGAUUACAUGGAUCCCCAGGGGCAUAAACUGUGUGGAACAUACAUCAAAGAUAUCCUGUGUCAGGACUGUUCUCCAUAUGCUGCACAUCUCUAUGAUGCAGAAAACCUAUGGACCCCGCUGAGAAGCCUACCAGUGCGCUGUAACAUACCAGGACUUUGUAUUGACUACUGCUACUCUGCCAUCCGCCUGCUGACUGGUGACAAGCACAUCCAGGAGUGCUGCAAGACGAACAGGACCCACUUCUGCCACCUCCUGCAGCUCCAGGAUGAGGACUACUGUUUCCCCCAGGUGCUGCAGAACUUGUUCCUGAGCUGCAGCCUGGGCUUGCUGCUGGAGCAGUGUAGGGGCUGUGUCCAGCUGUGCCUGGCUGAGGUUGCCAGUGGCCUGAGGAACCCGGUGCUGAUUGCCCACGCUGCUGACGGGACCCACCGCGCCUUCACAGCCGAGCAGCUGGGCCUCAUCCUGGCCUGCCUACCCAAUGGCAGCUGGCUGGAGGAGCCAUUCCUGGAUAUUUAGAGCCUGCUGCUGGCUGCCCCAUGGCUAGCAGAUAAGAGGGGCUUCCACCCCAAGCAGAAGGACAAGGGGGAGUUCUAUAUCUGUUACUCACACGUGGCUGAGAACCGAGUGGGAAAGAUCAGGAUCAAUUAAUUGAAGGUUUUGGCAUCUGAUGCCAACAAAAUUGACCCAAGCUCUGAAAGGAUUCUCCUGGAGCUUGAGGAACCAGCUGCAAAAGACCCUUUUGGAAAAUAUGGGAAUACUCAGAACAAGAGCACUUUGUUGGGGAAAGUGUUGAGGAUUGAUGUGGAUGGAAGAAACCCUGAUGGAAAGCCUUACCACAUCCCUUCUGAUAAUCCAUUCAUGUCUGAUCCCAAAGCUUGCCCAGGGGUUUAUGCCUAUGGGGUCAGGAAAUGGUGCUGUGCAAUGGACAGAGGGGACCCUAUCACAAAAAAAGGAAGAGGGAGGAUAUUCUGUGGGGAUGUCGGGUAGAACAGGUUUGAGGAAAUCAGCCUCAACCUCAUUGUUAAAGGAGGGAAUUAUGGCUGGAGAGCAAAGGAGGGGUUUGAAUGCUACAACACAAAGCUUUGCUACAAUUCCUCCAUGGAUGACACUCAGCCCAUAUUUGCAUAUGGCUGCAGUGUGGACAAGUCAGUUACUGGAGGCUUUGUCUACAGGGGAUGUGAAUCACCCAACUUGAAUGGCCUUUACAUUUUUGGUGAUUUCCUGAGCAGUCAAUUUAUGGCUUUACAGGAAGAUAAGAAGACAAAUAAGUGGAAGAAACAGGAUAUCUCUGUUGGCAGUACAACAUCUUGUGCUUUCCCUGGAAUGAUCAGUUCCUACAGCAAAUUCAUCAUCUCCUUUGCUGAGGAUGAAGCAGAUGAACUGUAUUUUAUGUCUACUUCUUAUCCCAGUGCCUUUACACCACGUGGAUCGCUCUACAAGCUCAUCGAUCCUGCAAGGAGAGCUGCACCAGGGAAGUGUAAAUACAAGCCUGUUCCAAUGAAAACAGAGAGCAAACGGAUACCAUUUCUUACAUGAGCAAAGACUGUCCUUGAGCUGCGAAAUGAACCUUCAAGAACCAUGCCUUCAAAAAAACCUUCUACCCUCACUGCAGCCAACCCAAGAGUUUCUUCUAACAAAGCAAAAAAGACCACAUCCACCAAAGUAAAAGCAUCAACAGGAAAACCAGCUCCAUCUGAGAGACAGGGAAUCAAAGCUGAGGCUAAACCUCACAAGGGAGAGAAGACUGGACACAACUCCAGAACUGCACCAGCACCACCUUUGCCAAAAAAGAAGAGCUCCCACCUAGCCAGAAUCAAGGAGGUUCUUCCAAAGAAAGCAGCACUACCUGAGGGAAAAGUGGAGAAGACAAGCAAAAUACCUUUUAAAGCUCAGUGUUGUCCCAGAAAAAGCAAGCAGCUUAUAAAAUGGCUCCCCCCCGCGGGGCUGCGGAGUCCCUGCCUCCGUCAGGGCUGGGCCCGGGGCAGCCCGUCUGUGGGCGCCGCACCUGCGACACCCCCGGGCCUGAGCUGGGCCUCUGGAGGUCCUCUGGGGAAAAGCUGCCCUUGGCGGGGGAGGGAAUCCAGCUCCAGCGCCCCCUCGCCCUCGGCGUUACCCGAGGGUGACAGGGGGCCUUUCCCGUCGGCGGGAAUGAGCGGCGGGCGCGCCUACCGCGGACUGAGGGUGGACGUGCCUCGGAGAGGGGAUCGGUGA
Messenger RNA from Melozone crissalis (California towhee), 2520 nucleotides. It is a transcript of the gene HHIPL2, whose product is annotated as HHIP like 2. The record is from RefSeq and is a predicted model, not a curated record. NCBI's taxonomy places the organism in Eukaryota, Metazoa, Chordata, Aves, Passeriformes, Passerellidae.